Molecule: messenger RNA, 3583 nt
Organism: Gossypium raimondii (Peruvian cotton)
Lineage: Eukaryota; Viridiplantae; Streptophyta; Magnoliopsida; Malvales; Malvaceae
Exons: 9
Coding region: 254-3376 (1040 amino acids)
Cellular component (GO): nuclear pore
Source: RefSeq, a predicted model, not a curated record
UUCAGCCAGUCUGUGGUAGAGUCAGACCCAGCCAGCCAACCGGCCAGCCUUUCUGCACCUCAAGAAAAGAGAGCUAAAUAACUCAGUUUCUUCCAUGGGAGCCACUCUAAAACGCUGCGUUUUACCUUCCCCAUUUCUUCAGUUCUUCUUAUAAUUUUCCUGGUAAUUUUCUUGCCACAUUCAGUGAAUUUAUCUAUCUUGUGCAUUGAAUGGUUUAAGAUAAACACAUCCUUUUGAAACACGUCAAACAACGAUGCUUGGUUCAAGUGCGAAGAUUCGGAGAGGGCCAACUGUUCAUGUUGAUUAUCUAAUCCACAUUCAAGAGAUUAAACCUUGGCCUCCAUCGCAGUCACUGAGAUCAGUUCGUUCUGUACUGAUUCAGUGGGAAAAUGGUGAACGUAGUUCGGGGUCUACGAAAACUGUUUUGCCAACUGUUGGUUCUGUUGCUGUUGAGGGAAAAAUCGAGUUUAAUGAGUCAUUUAAGUUACCUGUGAACCUAGUGAAGGACAUGUCUAUUAAAGGCAAGGAUGCUGAUGUUUUCAUGAAGAAUGUCUUAGAAUUUAACUUGUAUGAGCCUCGAAGGGAAAAGAUUCAGUUGUUAGGUACUGCUAUUGUGGAUUUGGGGGAAUAUGGUGUUAUUAAAGAGACACUAGAGGUUACCGCUCCGGUGAACAGCAAGAGGAGCCUAAGUAACACUGCUCAGCCAAUUUUAUUUAUUAAAAUUGAUCGAAUUUAUAAGGGUCGAAACAGUGCUUCAUCAUCAAGAGGCAGCCUCUUGCUGGAGAGGAAAGAAAGCGGGACUGUUUCGUCUCUGAUGGAUGAUGAGUAUGCCGAGGAAGCUGAGGUUGCUUCAUUUACCGAUGAUGAUGUUUCCUCACACUCAUCUCAUACCGUUUCUUCUUCAACUUUGGAAUCUAAUGGAGGUUCGCAUCCUCAAAAUGAAGAGAAUGGACCAGUCAGUCAAAUUGAUUGCAAGGGAGAUGCCAGAGGGGCUUCAUCUGAGAACUCAGUAGAUACUCGUGCUUCGGCAUCUGACUCUUAUAGUUCCAAUUCUCCUGUACGAGAUAAUAUUGUUAUCCAUAAAGUUCACUCUUCAUCAUCCUUGCCUAAUGACAAUACACAGGAUGCAACCAAUACCAGCAUGAGAAGUGAUGAUUGUGAAGAUUUAUCUCAGAAGGUUCAUGAAAUGGUUGCCAACAAGGGAACCAUGGUUACAUGCGAUGUUCAAAGUACUGAAGGUACAUCUGAUAGUUCUAAGGCCAAAAUGGCAGGCUCCGCUAAGAGUCCUCAAGUUGAUAAGCUUGAAUCUGUAGAUUUUAGUGAUUCUAUUGUUGAUGGAGAAGAUGAUAGGAAAGCUCAAAGAAAUGGAAAAGUUUCCUCUAAGGAAGCUUCAGCUGCUGAUGACGCAUAUGAUAAUUCUCGGGAAGGAAACUCAGGAUAUAAUUGGCAAGAAAAUGGACAUGAAGGUCAAUACUGGGAAGCGAAAAAGUAUUCUACUGAAGAUGAGCAAUUGAAUAUUCAUUCACAAGAAAACUCUUCAAGCCAAGGGAAUCUUGGAACAAAGUCCGAUGCCCUAAAAAGUGAUAGACUAAAGCAUGUGAAGUCUGUUCGAUCUUCAUCUGACUCAGUUAGGAGCAAUGGGUUGGUGAGCGAUAACCAGCAUGCAGAAUUGAAGGAGGCUGGUGUUUUGGGGGAUGCGCAGCACGGGCCUGGGACCUUAAUAAACAAAUCAAGCAAUGGAAGUAAAGAUGCUAAGGUAUACCCAAAGGACACGAGAAGUGCCAUAUUGGAUAACAAAAUACAGCAGUUGGAAAACAAGAUAAUGAUGCUUGAGGGAGAACUAAGAGAAGCUGCUGCCAUUGAAGCUGCCCUUUUCUCAAUAGUUGCUGAGCAUGGAAGCUCCAUGAAUAAGGUGCAUGCUCCAGCUCGGCGCCUUUCUAGGCUGUAUCUUCAUGCUUGUAAGGAAGGCUUCCAAUCAAGGAGAGCAAGUGCAGCUAGAAGUGCUGUUUCUGGGCUUGCUCUGGUUGCAAAAGCAUGUGGAAAUGAUGUUCCAAGGUUGACAUUUUGGUUGUCAAACUCUGUUGUACUGCGAGCAAUUAUAAGUGAAAGUAUUGGAGAUAUGGGGUUACAACUUUCUGCUGGACCCAUGGAAGGAAAUGGAGGUGGAAAGGAGAAAAAACAUGUAUCAUCACCAUUGAAAUGGAUAGAAACCUCUCCUGGAAGAAAGGAAAAUAAACUUAUCUCAUAUGGAAGUUUUAGUGACUGGGACAGCCCACUUGCCUUUACUUCCGCCCUGGAAAAGGUUGAAGCAUGGAUCUUUUCUAGAAUCAUCGAAUCCGUCUGGUGGCAGACCCUCACUCCACAUAUGCAAUCGGAAGCUAGAGAAGAAGUUGAUAUAGGUAUCAGCUCUGCCUCAGGUAAAAGCUAUGGUAGGGUAUCUAGUGCAAGUGAUCAAGACCAAAUGAACUUUUCGUUAGAUCAUUGGAAGAAGGCUUUCAAGGAUGCGUGUGAAAGACUUUGCCCAGUUCGAGCUGCGGGGCAUGACUGUGGCUGCUUGCAUUUGCUGUCUAGAUUGAUAAUGGAGCAAUGCGUGGCUAGGCUAGAUGUGGCUAUGUUCAAUGCUGUUCUUCGUGAUUCUGGUGAUGAGAUCCCUACUGAUCCCGUGUCUGAUCCCAUUAGUGAUCUUCUAGUACUUCCGGUCCCAGCUGGUAAAGCAAGUUUUGGUGCUGGUGCACAACUGAAAAAUGCGAUUGGAAACUGGUCUCGAUGGUUGACUGACCUCUUCGGUAUCGACGAUGAGAUCGACCAGGAUGGCAGUGACGAGCGACAAGACACAUCCAUAAAGUCUUUCUAUCUCCUUAAUGCAUUGAGCGAUCUCAUGAUGCUUCCUAAGGACAUGCUUCUGAGUAAACCUAUCAGGGAAGAGGUAUGUCCAACAUUUGGUGCAACAUUGAUCAAGAGAGUUCUUGACAACUUUGUCCCAGACGAGUUUUGCCCUGAUCCGGUUCCAGAUGUUGUGCUUGAAGCCCUGGAGGCUGAGGAUCCUGCCGAAGCCAGGGAAGGGUUUGUCACAAGCUUUCCCUAUGUUGCAUCUCCUCCAAUUUAUUCACCGCCUUCUGCAACAUCUGUUGCUAGCAUCAUUGGUGAAGUUGGUAGCCAAUCUCAGCUGAGAAGAAGUCGGUCAUCGGUCCUCAGAAAAUCAUACACAAGCGACGAUGAGCUUGAUGAAUUGAAUUCACCCUUGGCUUCAAUCUUCAAUGAUGGCUUCCGAUCCUCACCUGUUCAAUCGAAACCUAUCUGGAUAUCGAAGGGGAACAACUACCAAAAUGCUAUUAGAUAUGAACUCCUAAGAGAUGUAUGGAUGAAAUCUGAAUGAUUGCAAGUUGUAUUAUGUUUAUGAGUGUAUAAAUGGUUGACAAUCCUUUUGUAGGUAAAUAUUGGUUCCUUAUUCUACAUUGAUGUUUCUGUAUAUAGAAUAGAUUUGACAUUAGCUUUUAGAACUUUAUAUGUAACUCAGUGACUUUCCUUUAAACUUUUUCCAUAUAUUUAGAAAAUAAUACAACAUAUCUAUGUGUUACUUGGA